AAAAUUCAACGAUUAUGCUAAAAGUGGAACCCUGAAUUUACCUUACCAUGUGCUGAUUUCGUGAGGUUUUUUAAACUUUCAAGAUGUCAACUAAGUGACAAUUGUUAACAUUCUUUGUACCUUAAAAAUUUUUAGUGUUUUAUAACAAAUCUAUUUAUGUUUCUUUAAAAAUGACAGUUACGUGCUCUGCAAAGUGUGGCAAACAAGCGGUUUUGAAGAGGCCAAAAACAGGAAAUGCUCUUUGUAAAGAGUGCUUCUUCCGUGCCUUUGAAUCAGAAGUCCACAAUACAAUAAUUAAUGGCAAUUUAUUUAAAACUGGCGAUAAAGUUGCAAUCGGUGCAUCCGGAGGAAAGGACUCAACAGUUCUUGCAUACGUCUUAAAAUUAUUGAACGAGAAGUACAAUUAUGGACUCGAUCUUUUUCUCUUGUCAAUCGACGAGGGAAUAACUGGCUACAGAGACGACAGUUUAGAAACGGUGAAGAAAAAUAGGGAUGACUAUGAUAUGCCUCUAAAAAUUCUAUCCUACAAAGAUCUCUACGGAUGGACAAUGGAUGAAAUUGUGAAAGAGAUAGGUCGUAAAAAUAAUUGCACAUUUUGUGGGGUUUUUCGUCGUCAAGCUCUAGAUCGUGGAGCCGCUCUUUUAGGAGUGAAUUGCAUAGCGACUGGUCAUAAUGCAGACGAUAUUGCCGAAACAGUUUUAAUGAAUGUUUUGCGAGGCGACAUUGCAAGACUUCAAAGAUGCACGUCCAUUGUAACAGCUAGUGAAGGCGCAAUCAGUCGAUGUAAACCACUAAAGUAUACAUACGAAAAGGAAAUAGUGAUGUACGCGUAUUUUAAGCGUCUUAUUUAUUUUUCAACCGAAUGUAUAUUCUCACCGAACGCGUAUCGAGGACACGCACGAACUUUAUUGAAAAAUUUAGAAAAAAUUAGACCUUCCAGUAUUAUAGAUAUAAUACACUCAGGUGAACGAUUACAAAUAAAAAAUACCGUGAAAUUUCCCGAGAGGCGAAAUUGUACCCGCUGUGGUUUUGUUUCCAGUCAAGAAAUAUGCAAAGCUUGUAUAUUGUUGGAGGGUCUAAAUCGUGGACUACCAAAACUUGGUAUUGGCAAAACGAAUAAAGUCAAACAAAUAAUGGAUUCAUCACCUUGUGACUUAACUGAAAAGAGGAAUCAAAUUAAAAAUUUCACCUUUUGAUUCCUUUUUUUCAAAAGAAAUUACGAAAAUAAAUUCGAAAAAAAGUGUAAACUCAACUGAAAAGAGGAAUCAAAUUAAAAAUUUCACCUUUUGAUUCCUUCUUUCAGAAAAAAUUGUGGAAAUAAAUUCGAAAAAACAGAAAAAUUCAUGUAAAUAAUGUAUGUAAAAUAAAUAUAUAAUUUACCUUCUAGUA
Molecule: messenger RNA, 1389 nt
Organism: Leptopilina heterotoma
Lineage: Eukaryota; Metazoa; Arthropoda; Insecta; Hymenoptera; Figitidae
Gene: Ctu1
Product: cytoplasmic tRNA 2-thiolation protein 1
Exons: 6
Coding region: 171-1196 (341 amino acids)
Biological process (GO): tRNA wobble position uridine thiolation
Cellular component (GO): mitochondrion; cytosolic tRNA wobble base thiouridylase complex
Molecular function (GO): tRNA binding
Source: RefSeq, a predicted model, not a curated record